Messenger RNA from Zea mays, 1393 nucleotides. RefSeq names its product protein trichome birefringence-like 38. The transcript is spliced from 5 exons. Gene Ontology annotation, molecular function: O-acetyltransferase activity. The record is from RefSeq and is a predicted model, not a curated record. Gene Ontology annotation, cellular component: Golgi apparatus. The coding region runs from base 109 to 1221 and encodes 370 amino acids. NCBI's taxonomy places the organism in Eukaryota, Viridiplantae, Streptophyta, Magnoliopsida, Poales, Poaceae.
UUCCCGGGCUUGGGUCCACUCCUAGCUUCGCAGGCUCGCAGCCCCCUGCCUGGCCGCUCCGCUCAAAUUGCACCUCUGUAGUAGCCAGUAGCCGCCGGUAACUGAAGGAUGAAGCGGCGGGGCUUGCUCUUGGUGACCAUCCUCCUGGCCGCCUGCACCACCGCCACGGCUGGGAAGAAAACCGCCAUCCGUCGGACGCACGAGCAGCUGCAGCCCCAGGCGCGCGGCUCGUCGUGCGACGUGUACAGGGGCAGCUGGGUAGUGGACGCGUCGUACCCGCUGUACGACGCGGCGAGCUGCCCCUUCGUCCGCAAGGAGUUCGACUGCCGCCGCAUGGGCCGCCCCGACUCGACGUACCUCAAGUACCGGUGGCAGCCCGACCCGCCGUGCUCCUUGCCGAGGUUCGACGGGGUGAAGCUUCUGAACCUGUGGCGCGGGAAGAAGGUCAUGUUCGUUGGCGACUCCUUAGUGGUGAACCAGUACGAGUCGCUGCUGUGUAUGCUGCACGCCGCCGCGCCCGGCGCACGGACCAACCAGUCGUGGGCGUCGUCGUCGGGGGAGAACCCGUCGACCACGGUGCGUUUCGAGGACUACGGUGUGACUCUGGUGUACUACUUGUCGCAUUACCUGGUCGACCUCACCAACGACACAGCCGGGCGUACCGUCCUUAGGCUCGACGGGAUGGACGAGGGACGCGCGUGGAUCGGCGCCGACGUGCUCGUCUUUGGCUCGUGGCGCUGGUGGUGGCGCAAGAGUUGGGACUACAUCCAAGGCGACAGCACGGUGGUGCAGGACAUGGACCGGACCCAGGCUUUCACCAAGGGGCUGCAAACCUGGGCUAGAUGGGUCGACGCCAACCUCGCCCAGACCAGCACCAAAGUCUUCUUCCAGGGCUACUCGCCCAAUCACCUCGAUGGCCGACAAUGGGGAGCGGCGGCGGGUAAGACGUGCAUCGGGGAGACGCAGCCGUUGAACAACGCGGCAGCGUACCAUGGCCAGCCCAACCCGCAGGACACGAUCGUGAGGAGCGUCCUGGCGGGCAUGGCGAAGCCGGUGCUCCUGCUCGAUAUCACCUCCAUGUCGCAGCUGAGGAAGGACGGCCACACCACCAGGUACAACGGCGACAGCCUUGGCCGUGACUGCACGCAUUGGUGCGUCGCUGGCGUCCCUGACACCUGGAACACCGUCCUGUACGCCGCCCUUGCAGGAGGGGAUUCAUGACAUCGUUGAGCUUUUUUCUUUCUCAGAUAAUAAUGGCAUUAUUAUUGAUCUAGAAUGCGGUUCAGUGUCGAUAGAAAGAGAUAUUACUCCAUCCGUUCAAAGAUUCUAUGGCAUAUAUAUAUAUAAUGGUAUAAUAAUAAAGCAAAUGAUACAUGUAACGACCCUCUCUAAA